This is a messenger RNA of Saccostrea echinata, 3875 nucleotides long. RefSeq lists its product as uncharacterized. The transcript has 8 exons. The record is from RefSeq and is a predicted model, not a curated record. Bases 381 to 1406 code for a protein of 341 amino acids. NCBI's taxonomy places the organism in Eukaryota, Metazoa, Mollusca, Bivalvia, Ostreida, Ostreidae.
UAGAAGAUAAUGUUCAUAUUGUUAUCCAACAAUUCCUUGCCAACGGAACACGCGUGGAACUAUCGUCAUGCUUACAAGAUUCUGAUACCAAUCAUUGUUUCGGCCAACUCGUCUAUGAAGGAUGCGGAGAAGUGAAUAUAACAUGUUCGGCUGUAAGAAAUAAGACGGAGAUUAAAAAUAUAACGAGAGAAAUCUUCAUUACCGACAAACCAUCAAUCAAAGCUUUCCAUAUUCACGAUAAAGAAGUGAGUAGUGACAAUUACACACAAAUUUUCUCAUCGGGAAGUUUAAUAGAGUUAAUCUGCCUUGGAGAUGUUUCAAUUGUAAACAGGAAAGUUUUUGAGAAUUUAUCGUUUAGCUGGGGGAAUGGUUUGCUGAAAAUGCAAGAUCCACCUACAGUAAGAACAAUCAGUAAUUUGAAUGAUAAAUGUAAAACCGACCAAACAGUAUCUGCCUUCCUGUAUUUGAAAGGGGAACAGAUGGACACAGAAAUAAAUUGUGAAACUAGUGAUUUGAGAACAUCUUCUUGGGAAAGAAGGACAUUCCGGAAAUCUAUAAAUCUAAAAACAAUACCAGAGAAAAACCAAAUCCUAGGUCCUGUGAUCGUCUUAACAGAUGAGUUAGAGGAUAGAUCACUCCUGUCUUUGACAUGCAAGACAACAACUGAUCUCCAUGACUCAACAGAGGACAUUCAAUGGUGCACCAGAAAAGAAAAUAACACACAGUAUGGACCUCUUCCUCUCCAGGAAGUCCCAGAUAUUGAAAUAUUUAAUAGAACAUUUGAAAAGACGAUCAAAAGUAGCGUUCUGUAUCAGUUAAUGAAAAGCGAUGAAAAUGUGGAAAUUAUCUGUGAAGCUAACCACUCCGACACAUGCGGAUCUGGAAAAUUAAGGGGCACAGUUCUUUUUAAUUCAAAACCAAUCAAAACGCCAAAUCAAAAUUAUACAGAUAGUACUUCGGAGCAAUCGGAUCUGUCAAAUAGUGCAUGUGUUACUUCUGAUGAACGAAACAGACUGAUCUAUGCCUCAGCUGGUGUGAUGACUGCUAGCAUCAUAAUUCUCAUAACAGGAGUCGUUGCGUUUUACAAAGCGAAGAAAAGAGUGAAACAUGAAACCAGCACUUCAUCUUUGGAUGUUACUGCUGCAGAUAAAAUUAAAACGCCAAAAGCAAACGCAUACAAUUCGAUCAGAAACAAUCCAAUCUCAGAAGUUUACCAGAAUCAAAUAUCGUCUGGCGGCCAAACUUAUUCGAAUACUCCAGUUCACUCAGGAGGAGCAACCUUUGGUGUGUACGAUUCAACUGAAGCUGAUGGUGAAGAUUUGUAUGAACCUGUAGAAGUACCUCAUGAUGAGCAACAUGUUUAUGAAGGAAAGCUUCAAACUGCUGAACUAUAUGAAGAUGUGUAAACAUGAUGAAAAUAUCAGAAAGCUGAAAGUAGAAAUACAAAAAUCGGUUAUAUUUAUUGACCAAUUAGUGGAUGCUCUUCGCAGCUUUAAUUUGUAAUAUGUAUAUCUAAAUAUCUGCAAAUACAAGAUGUAAACACUUUUAUUUGAUUUUUGCUGUUAUUAGUGUUCAAAACUUCUUAACUGACCCUUGUUACAAGUGUGAUGUCAUGUAUUUUAGUGAUAACAUUCAUAAUUUAUGUAAUAUAAUACAAAUAUUUAGAAUCUUGUAUAGUCUCUUUUGUCGUAAAGUUUUUUUCUGCUUGAUUUAAAAGCGAUGUAACAAUCAUCAGAUCUGGUACCAAGAAAAGUUAUUUCAUCAUUUAAAAUGCAUUGUCUGGGUUUGUUUGUUUUGUUUUGAUUUUUUUUUUUUUUUAAUGCAUGUUUACCUAUAUUUUAAGCAAAUACAUUUCGUGUUUUAGCAAGUUUUUUUUCCGAUGUCCUUUAGAAGUACUUUGGCAUGCAUAAACUCAGGUUUCUUUAUCAUGUCAUAAUUUUACCAUAUUCUUUCAUCUCGCGAUUGACUAUAUAGAAUACUUAUUGAAAGAAUAUUUUACCUUAAGUUUCCUCUUUUGUCUACAUUCUGAUUUUUUAGAAAUUCUACGAAAUUGGAUUUCACUUGGUGUUUAAUGAUGAAUUUAGUGUCAAAUUAAGAGAGGGAAGCAGAGAGAAAGAGAGACAUCGUAAAUUGAAUUAAGCAUCUCUUGAAAACUUCCUACAAAAUGUAAUUUGAACUCAUCACCUCAGUAAUAUUGUAGUGGAAAACUAUCAAUUCAUCUUCUAAUAGGAACAUCUAGUGAGGUUAUUUUCGUAUUGUUUAAUAUAUUUCGAUUUUAGGGGUGUGAUUUUUGUGUUAAAUUCUGUUAAUUAAUUUUGAUUUUUCAUCUUUUUUUAGCUCACCCGCUUUUAAAGACCUAGUGAGCUUUUCUGAUCACAUUUUGUCUGCAGUCCGUUUGUUCAAAUAAAGGUCCACACCCUCUUUCAGGGGAGAUAAUUAAGAAUAAGUGAAAAUUUAAUUUAAAAUCUUUUAAUGGAAUCUAUAAAAAAAAAAAAAAGAACCACAGGGCAAAAAAAAUAUGAAACAUAUCAACGUUUCAUUGCAUAGUGUAGAUUCAAGUUUGUUCAAAUCAUGACCCCCGGGGGUAAGAUGGGGCCACAAUGGGCGAUCAAAGUUAUACAUAGGAAUAUAUAGGAAAAUUCUUUAAAAAUUCUUUCUCAAGAAAGCGAAUCCAUGAUUAGUCAUAUUAAAAUGGAAAGAUCCUCAGGUAGUGUAGAUUCACGUUUCUUCAAAAUAUAAACCCCUGAGGAUAGACCGGGACCAAAAUGGACCAUGAAAGUCCUACAGAAUAUAAAGGAAAAUUCUUUAAAAUCUCAAGAACAUCAAAGCCAUGAUUAGUCAUAUUUGUUGAAAUCCUCCUCAGGUAGUGUAGAUUCAAGUUUGUCAAAAUCAUGGGCCACAGAGCAAAGUCUUACAUUGGAAUAUAUAGGAUUUUUUUAUAAUCUUCUUCUCAAGAACAGCAAAGGCUUGAUAAGUCAUAUUUAUGUUAAAUCAUUCUCAGGUAGUGUAGAUUCAAGUGGGGUGGGGUAAAAAUAUGUGAUUAAAGCUUUACAUAGGAAUAGACAGGGGAGAAUUCUUACAGCAAGGCCAUAGUUACUCAGGUGAGUGUUGUGGCCAUUUGGCCUCUUGUUACCUCACCUAUCCCAAAGACUUGCUCAUGUAGGCUUGUCAAAUCGCAAUUUGUCUAUCCGUUUUGUUCUUGACUUUGUUACCGUAGUUAUCGGCGUACAUUUUUCACAUUCGCAUUUACAGAGUAUCCUUGCGGGAAGAAAAUUCACAUGUUAUAGUAAAGGUCCAACCCCACUGUUAAUGAUUUAUGAUCAAGAAAAGACACAAAUAAGGUGUGAAAUAAAAUAUCUUUCUUAAGAGCCAUUGGGCAAGAAAAGGGAAACCUUACGUGAAAAUCUCCUUACAGAUUGUUUUGAUCAUACCGCUCAGGAUUAGGUUUUGAUCAAAAUUCGGGAUCAAAUCUUCACAAUUUUAUAUAUAUAUAUAUAUAUAGGUUUUUUUUUUAAAGAAAUCUCCUUUUAAAACUAGCAGAACAAUAGUUAUUUAUAUAAAUAUACAAGCAUCCUCAGGUAAUGCAGUUUGUUAAAAUCAUGGCCCCAAGGUAAGGGCGAGGAAAAAAUAGGACUGAUAUCGUAAAAGAUCUUUUAUUCAGAACAACAGAAUCACAGGUGAGUGAUGUGUCCUAUAAGCCUUUUUUCUUAUUUUGGUUUUCUUGUAUAGUACCAGCUAAUCAUUUUUUCAGAUCAGCCAUUAUCAUAUUUUAAGUUAUUUACUGUCAGAGCUUGUGUGUCUGAACCCUUUCUUGUGUGUAAAAUUGUUCAACUUUUAUCAAUUUUUAAAUAAAUCACAUUCUUUAACUUCAUAAA